AUGUUGUCCACGUGGUGUAUUCUAUAUCCUGUCAGGGAUGUUGUCCACAUGGUGUAUUCUAUGUCCUGUCAGGGAUGUUGUCCAGGCGGUGUAUUCUAUAUCCUGUCAGAGAUGUUGUCCAGGCGGUGUAUUCUAUGUCCUGUCAGGGAUGUUGUCCAGGCGGUGUAUUCUAUGUCCUUUCAGGGAUGUUGUCCAGGCGGUGUAUUCUAUGUCCUGUCAGGGAUGUUGUCCACGUGGUGUAUUCUAUAUCCUGUCAGGGAUGUUGUCCACAUGGUGUAUUCUAUGUCCUGUCAGGGAUGUUGUCCAGGCGGUGUAUUCUAUAUCCUGUCAGGGAUGUUGUCCAGGCGGUGUAUUCUAUGUCCUGUCAGGGAUGUUGUCCAGGCGGUGUAUUCUAUGUCCUGUCAGGGAUGUUGUCCAGGCGGUGUAUUCUAUAUCCUGUCAGGGAUGUUGUCCAGGCGGUGUAUUCUAUAUCCUGUCAGGGAUGUUGUCCAGGCGGUGUAUUCUAUAUCCUGUCAGGGAUGUUGUCCAGGCGGUGUAUUCUAUAUCCUGUCAGGGAUGUUGUCCACAUGGUGUAUUCUAUAUCCUGUCAGGGAUGUUGUCCAGGCGGUGUAUUCUAUGUCCUGUCAGGGAUGUUGUCCAGGCGGUGUAUUCUAUGUCCUGUCAGGGAUGUUGUCCAGGCGGUGUAUUCUAUGUCCUGUCAGGGAUGUUGUCCAGGCGGUGUAUUCUAUGUCCUGUCAGGGAUGUUGUCCAGGCGGUGUAUUCUAUAUCCUGUCAGGGAUGUUGUCCAGGCGGUGUAUUCUAUGUCCUGUCAGGGAUGUUGUCCAGGCGGUGUAUUCUAUGUCCUGUCAGGGAUGUUGUCCAGGCGGUGUAUUCUAUGUCCUGUCAGGGAUGUUGUCCAGGCGGUGUAUUCUAGAGGAGGGCUGCUCAUCUUUCUUUCUUUUCCUGAAAAGCAAAAGAAAAGCACAUUCUAGUUGCAGUAGACAGUGA
This is a messenger RNA of Coregonus clupeaformis (lake whitefish), 987 nucleotides long. RefSeq lists its product as uncharacterized. The coding region runs from base 1 to 987 and encodes 328 amino acids. The record is from RefSeq and is a predicted model, not a curated record. NCBI's taxonomy places the organism in Eukaryota, Metazoa, Chordata, Actinopteri, Salmoniformes, Salmonidae. The transcript is spliced from 2 exons.